Molecule: messenger RNA, 1301 nt
Organism: Chenopodium quinoa (quinoa)
Lineage: Eukaryota; Viridiplantae; Streptophyta; Magnoliopsida; Caryophyllales; Amaranthaceae
Product: reticulon-like protein B16
Exons: 6
Coding region: 430-1137 (235 amino acids)
Source: RefSeq, a predicted model, not a curated record
ACUAGAUUGACAAAUUGAGCUAGGCAACAAACAUACACAAGUACAUUGCAUCACCCAAGCUAAUUAAUCAAAUUUCAUUAGCCUUCAAUCGAAUAAAAUUUUGCUAAAUUUGAUUUUAAAACAAACGUGCUUCCACUUUUAAUAUCGUCAUCUUGACCUUCAACCCUUUACAUUGGUUAGAUCAAAGCGAAAAUCACAUUGGGUGACGUUCUUUUCCUUUGUUUAAUUUGACCCAAAAAUUUUAUAAACCCCCCCAAAAAGUUUUUUCUUCAUAAAUUUUCAAUCUUGCUAGAACCCAGAAACAAAAAUGUUGAAAAAUCAAGGUUAUUUGGUCAAUUGGGGUUGCUGAUUUGACAAAUUUGGUUGAGUAAAUGUUACGCUCAGAUCUCCAUUGAUGCUUCAACUCAUAUUUCCUCAAGGUGUUUGAUAAUGGAGCAUUUACAAGAUCAGAGUAAUAGUGAGCUGGAUGGUGAACAAAAGAGGGAUGUGGGUGGUAUUACUUCAACGUCUUGUAGCUCAGUUUACCGUUUAUUUGGGCGGCAGAAGCCGAUGCAUCAGAUAAUGGGAGGUGGGCAAGCUGCUGAUGUGAUCUUGUGGAAGAAAUGGCACUUGUCUUGUGGGGUCAUUGUUGUUGCUACUGUUGCAUGGCUAUUGUUUGAGCAGUCUGGAUUACCAUUCCUAUCAGUAAGCUCAGAUGUUCUGCUCAUCUUGAUAGUUUUGCAGUUCCUUCGCUCAAAUUAUGCUGUUGUUACAAAUAGACAGUUGGAAGAACUGCCUGAACUAGAGUUGUCAGAAGAUUUAGUUACCUCUGCUGCUGCAUCUUUUCGUGUCAAAGUUAACUACUUUCUGUUGAUGGCACAUGAUAUCACACUUGGCAAGGACUUCAGACUGUUCUUUAAGGUGGUGGCAGCGUUGUGGCUCUUUUCUGUUGUUGGUAGCUUAUUUUCUUUCUUUACGCUUGCUUAUGUAGGCACUAUAAUUUUUGUUACAAUUCCGGCUCUGUACAGCAGAUAUGAAGAGAAGAUUGAUAAAUUUGCAGGCUUUGUACACCAAAGAUUUUCAAGGCAAUACAAAGUUGUCGAUGAGGAUAUUGUUAGAAGACUCUCUCGAAGUACAUCUAAGGACAAAGAUGAAUGAUCUUUAGAUCAAUUUGUACAGGAUAUCAGUAGGCUUUUGUUAAAGUUCAGAACUAGACUUUGUUAUAUAGCUUUCAUAUCGCAUUUGAAAAACUUGUUGCUAAGCAUUACUCUGAUUAACUUCUUUCAUACAACAAAGUAAAAAUGCACCACCUAGUUCUUUGA